This is a messenger RNA of Funneliformis geosporum, 211 nucleotides long. Lineage: Eukaryota; Fungi; Glomeromycota; Glomeromycetes; Glomerales; Glomeraceae. The record is from the annotation of a GenBank genome assembly.
ACAUCAUCAAUCUGAUGUAUUGGCUGAAUGUUCGACACAUGUUAUUGAUCAAAUACAGGAACCUCAACCAAAACAUGUUAAUAUAUACAAGCAUCAGACAACAGAAGAAGAAUUAGCAAUACUAAUACCAUUAGUGAAUACUACUCCAACAGAAGAACAGCUGAACUUAGCUUUGGAAGCUUUAUUAAAAAUUUCAAAACAUUGGACAUGA